AUGAAAGUGGUGGCAUGUACAUGGAUGCUACUCUCUAUGUACCUUUUGGGGCAUUAUCUCAUAGUUUACGGAGAAGCUGAUGAGGGUCAAGUCCUCGAUAAAUUUCUCAACUCUCGCUUGUCGAAAAAACCAUCUCAGAUUAUGCGUUUUUCGGCAUGGUUUGAUGUAAACACCGAUAGCAUCCAGGCUCAAGAUGGAUCCAUCGAGACUGAUAAAAUCAGUGCAUUGCCGGGACAACCCGACGGUGUCGAUUUCAACCAUUAUUCAGGAUAUGUCACUGUUGAUUCCAAGGCUGGUAGAGCUCUUUUCUACUAUUUUGCCGAGUCCCCCGAGAACUCUUCCACAAAUCCUUUGGACCGGCAUGUUCUUCGUUAA
Molecule: messenger RNA, 375 nt
Organism: Hibiscus syriacus
Lineage: Eukaryota; Viridiplantae; Streptophyta; Magnoliopsida; Malvales; Malvaceae
Product: serine carboxypeptidase 1-like
Exons: 2
Coding region: 1-375 (124 amino acids)
Biological process (GO): proteolysis
Molecular function (GO): serine-type carboxypeptidase activity
Source: RefSeq, a predicted model, not a curated record